Molecule: messenger RNA, 1884 nt
Organism: Closterium sp. Naga37s-1
Lineage: Eukaryota; Viridiplantae; Streptophyta; Zygnematophyceae; Desmidiales; Closteriaceae
Source: the annotation of a GenBank genome assembly
AUGAAGUGGCUGUCGGUGGUGCCGGGCACGAGGGAGUCGCUAAACGAGGACUCGCUGAUCUCGUGCAUUCUGAGGGACGAGGCGAUGCAGGAGACCGAGAGGUCCACUGUGCUCCUGCCGCAGGCAAACUACAUCGCCCCGACGAAGCAAGGAAGUCGAUCGGGGCAGCGUGGCAAACAUUGCGGCAGUGGUAGCGGAGGUGGGAGGCCGGCCAAGGACGCCGACAAGGGGAAGUCGGCCAAGGAAGGCUGCCGUGGAGAAGGAAGCCGACGCCGCGAAUGCUGGCUGUGCGGCGACCCCGACCAUCUCUCCUUUGAGUGCCCUGACCGCAGUGAUUCCGACGACGACGACGACGCAAAGGGAGGCCACGGGAGGUCGGACAGCCGUCGUCCUUGCCGGGACAGCAAGCCGUGCAAGGAGAAGCAGUCGACCAAGUCGACCUCGGCAAAGGACGCCGACUCCUUCUCUCGCGGCAAGGGGCGAAGCGACAAGGAGGCGUCGUGCUCGCUGGUCGGCAUCGUAGAGCCGACCGCCUCGCUGGCGCCGGAGGCCGGCGAGGACUUCCAGGCGGUGGGGGCGGCAGUGCAGGCGAACCCGGCGGUGGUCCUGCUCGACAGCGGCUGCUCGCACCACCUGAUGGGGACGAAGGAGGCCUUCGUCGACUUGGAGCAGAGCGGCGACGUCAAGCACGUGCGCAGCUUCAAUGGGGCGCUGCAGGACCCGGUCAAGCUGCAGGAUGAGGGCGACGGGAUGCUGCUCAUCUCGGCAGCGGGGGACGUGCUCGGUCGGGCGACGUAUACCGGCCGGAUCCUCUUCACCGACCUUCGUCCCUGCUUGGCGAGGACGACGACGACCACGACGGAGGUGGUGGCUCUGCGGGCGAUAGUCUCGGCGACGAAGUCGACGCUGGCCAAGUGGCACGCCAGGCUAGCGCAUGUCGGCAUUGACACCAUCACGAGCUCGGCAAAGCACGAGGUCGCCGCCGGCCUUGACAUCAAGCCGUCGGCUGGCACCGACUCUCCGUGUGUCUCGUGCAUCGGCGGGAAGCUAACGUGGCACACCUUUCCCGACAAGGGUUCAGACGGGAAGGACACCCUGGCCGUCGUGCACAUCGACUUGUGCGGGCCGUUCCGGGUGGCUACCAAGGAUGGCAGCUUGUACUUCCUGCUGCUGAAGGACCGCAAGACCCGCUACGUGUGGGUGAAGCCGGUCGCCAAGAAGUCGGACGUGUUGCGGGAGUUCGAGAAGUGGCUGGUGGUGGUUGAGCGGCAGGCGAAGAAGUCGGUGCUGAUGCUGUGCUCUAACCAGGGAGGGGAGUUCCUCGGGAAGGAGUUCACCGCCUUCGAGGGGAUCGUUGACGACUUGACCUACCCCUACACCCCGCAGCAGAAUGGCAUGGCGGAGGGGGAGAUGAGGAUGGUGGUGGAGUCGGUGCGGACAAUGCUGCUGCACAUGGGCGUGCAGCACCAUUGGUGGAACCUCGCUCUGCAGCAGGCCGUCUGGGUUCCCCAGCAGCAGCGUGGUGGGAAGCUGAAGCCGAAGGCCAGGUGGGGCCUUCAUCUCGGCGUGUCGGAGGAGAGGAAAGGUUGGGAGCUCCUGGACAUCGCCGACAACCGGGUGGUCACCACGUCGGACGUGGUGUUCUAUGAAACCAAAUCGCUGGAGGUGUGGAAGUCGGUGCAUGGGCCGGCGUCGGGGCGGACGCAGGUCAACCCGCCGACGGACACCUCGACGGCGACGCUACCUCUGCUCGCCGAGGUCGGUGAGGUUGCUGAUGAGGACGUCGAGGUCGUCCGCCAACGCCCCCCUUCCCCUGCCCCCACUGCCCCUCCUCCUGUGGCUGACUUGCGUGGGCUGACUCCAAUGUCGGCCUCUGGCGAUUAG